UUUGCGGUUCAUAGCAUUUUAACUAACCAGUAGCAGCUAAUCGCUUAAUGCCAAGAUAUUAUAAUAAUAAUCACCUAGAUAUUUCGAAUUUUAAAGCAAGCUAACGGAACAAUUCACCAAUUCGAAAGUAGAAAACUUAAAAUCCGGCGUUCAGUUAUUCGCGCGUGUUUUUGCCAAAAUUCUGUUGUAGUUGUUGCUGUUGUCAACCGGUCAUCAGCUCGCACACUCGUUAGUCGCAUUCACGGCGCAGAGCCUUGUCGGUCGCAAUUGUUUAUUUAAUUGCACGCUAUUGUUGUUGUUUGCAUACCCUAGGCCGUCGCCGUCGAACAGCAAACGCAGCGUGCGGCCGCAUCAUUACUCAUUGCUGACAGCUGGCAUUUUGGAACAUCAAACAGAAACAAACAAAAAAGUCAGUAAAAUCUAGAACAAGAAUAAGAACAAGAGUAGCGACGACACCCAAACAUGCGUUCACCGGCAUUAGCAUUUGUCAUAUGCGUGGCGUUGGCCCUGGUCAUCAUGACGCAGGCGGAACACAAUGCGCAUUGCAAGGAAUUGAAUCAAGUAAACUGUUAUAUGGGUCAGAAUGAGGGCUAUUUCUGCAAUAAGAAUCAACACACCUUCACACAGACGCGCUGGUUCUUCGACAAAGGCGCUUGCAAAAAAUUCAAUUACAAGGGCUGCUACGGCAAUCGGAACCGCUUCUGCACGAAGGAGGCCUGCGAACGACGCUGCCUGGGAUAAGUUGUGCCUUAAAACGAAGGUGUUUAAAAAGGGCAAGGUAGCCUUUGCCGCUUUCUCUAGUGUGUGAGGCGUAGAAAAAUGAGAUACUGAAAGAGGACCGCAGUGCCGCAGAGCCUCGGAACUUAUUUAACAUUUAUACUCGUAAUAUAGCGUUUAAUCAAUAUAUAAUAUACUACCAUUUAAGAUUUUAUA
This is a messenger RNA of Bactrocera latifrons, 933 nucleotides long. Its product is annotated as kunitz/BPTI-like toxin. The transcript has 2 exons. Gene Ontology annotation, molecular function: serine-type endopeptidase inhibitor activity. Bases 463 to 741 code for a protein of 92 amino acids. The record is from RefSeq and is a predicted model, not a curated record. NCBI's taxonomy places the organism in Eukaryota, Metazoa, Arthropoda, Insecta, Diptera, Tephritidae.